Messenger RNA from [Candida] anglica, 273 nucleotides. The record is from the annotation of a GenBank genome assembly. Lineage: Eukaryota; Fungi; Ascomycota; Pichiomycetes; Serinales; Debaryomycetaceae.
AUGUCCACUAUUUCCCAAACUGCCUUACAAAACCUCGAUGAACCUUCUAGAAAGGAAAUCAUGCAAUUCAUAGAGUCUGAAAACUCAAAGUCAAAGGUUCAAAUGUCCAUCCAUAGUUUCACCGACAUGUGUUUCAAGAAAUGUAACGCCAACAAGCCAAUCAAUAGCGGAGUCUUGGAUGCCUCUGAAGAACUGUGCUUGACCAACUGUUUGAACAGAUUCUUGGACACAAACAUCAAGGUUGUUCAAGCCUUACAAGGUGCUCAAAAAUAG